CGUCUCCCUAUUUAAAGACCCAUAACGCUCUUGCUCUCUUGGCCGCUCUCGUCUUCCCCCGUUUCCACAUUAGCCAAACACGAGUUCAUGAGGACGACGAUCGACUUGGGUAGCCAUCGAGGCACCGGCCUCUACAUCAUCGAUACCGCCACCGACGUCGAUUGCACCAAGGAUGUCCGCCUCGGCCGCCGCUUCUUCCGCAGCCUCAUCGAGCGCGUCGUCCCCUGCUGCGCCGGCCUCCCCAUCUCCAACACUUCGUCCGACGACUCCGAAUCCGACAACAACUCCACUACCAAUAAUAUAAUCACUUCCGCUCCCGCCGCAGCCGCCGCCACUACCACCGUCACCGGCACUUUCUUCGGCCACCGCCGCGGCCGCCUCCGGUUCUGCGUCCACGACCACCCCGCCGCCGCCGCCGCCUCCUCGCCGCUGCUGCUGAUGGAGUUCACGGUGCCCACGGCGUACCUCGCGCGGGAGAUGCAGCACGGCCUGCUGCGCGUCGCCCUGGAGAGCGGCGGCGGCGGCCGCCGCGGGCCGCUGCUCGGCGCGCCGGUGUGGACGAUGUACUGCAACGGGCGGAAGGUGGGGUUCGCGAUCCGGAGGCGGGCGACAGAGUCCGACGCGGAGGUGUUCAGGAUGAUGCGCUCGGUCUCGGCCGGCACCGGGGUUCUGCCUUCCCCCGCCGCCGCCGCCGCCACCGGCGAGGCAGGGGAGCUGCUCUACCUGAGGGCCAGCUUCGAGCGAGUCAUCGGCUCAACAGACUCGGAGUCGUUCCACAUGAUCGACCCGGCGGGGGAAAGCGGAGCACAGCAGCUCAGCAUCUUUCUCUUCAGAACUCGAUUUCAAUAGAAAUUCGAUCAUAUAAAUAAUCAAGUUAAUUUCCGUAAAUAAACUCGUAACGUCUUCUUCGAAUUAUACAUAAUCUGUCAUCGUCGAUCGACGUACGGGCGGGGCGGGAAGGCAAACGGAUACAUAUUAUUUAUUUGCAACUUUAUUUUGUUGAUUUUGG
Molecule: messenger RNA, 1009 nt
Organism: Zingiber officinale
Lineage: Eukaryota; Viridiplantae; Streptophyta; Magnoliopsida; Zingiberales; Zingiberaceae
Product: protein MIZU-KUSSEI 1-like
Exons: 1
Coding region: 88-849 (253 amino acids)
Biological process (GO): hydrotropism
Source: RefSeq, a predicted model, not a curated record